Messenger RNA from Hermetia illucens (black soldier fly), 574 nucleotides. Its product is annotated as U6 snRNA-associated Sm-like protein LSm2. The transcript is spliced from 3 exons. NCBI's taxonomy places the organism in Eukaryota, Metazoa, Arthropoda, Insecta, Diptera, Stratiomyidae. The coding region runs from base 135 to 422 and encodes 95 amino acids. The record is from RefSeq and is a predicted model, not a curated record. Gene Ontology annotation, molecular function: RNA binding. Gene Ontology annotation, biological process: mRNA splicing, via spliceosome. Gene Ontology annotation, cellular component: Lsm1-7-Pat1 complex; precatalytic spliceosome; U6 snRNP.
AAACACGACGGAUUUCGAGCUGAACUAAAUGAUGCUAUUACGCAUUUGGUAAACAAUCUGCGCGAAACGAGCAACAACAUUUGGAUGUCAACAUUCUGCGAAUCUAAUAGGGAAAGUGUCGGCGAACAGUGGAAAUGCUAUUCUACUCAUUCUUCAAGUCACUUGUUGGCAAGGAUGUCGUUGUGGAGCUGAAAAAUGAUUUAUGCAUUUGCGGCACCUUGCAUUCUGUGGACCAGUAUCUCAACAUUAAACUCACAGACAUCAGCGUGACGGACCCAGAGAAGUACCCGCACAUGUUAUCCGUGAAAAACUGCUUCAUCCGCGGCUCGGUUGUUCGUUACGUUCAACUGCCUGGCGAUGAGGUGGAUACGCAACUUCUACAGGACGCGGCUAGGAAAGAGGCUGUCGUCCCGACUAGAUAAGACCCUUACCUACUUAUAUUUAGCCCUUACCGAAUGUAUGAUUAAGUGUGGAUUUUUGUUUGGUUCCGGAGAAGAUUACGACUUUGUACAGUGGAGAAUUGUAUUUGAAAGGAAAAACUCCAAUGACUGGAUAAUAAACGUUCUAAACUGAA